This is a messenger RNA of Toxotes jaculatrix (banded archerfish), 2750 nucleotides long. It is a transcript of the gene usp21, whose product is annotated as ubiquitin specific peptidase 21. The coding region runs from base 897 to 2111 and encodes 404 amino acids. The transcript has 11 exons. Gene Ontology annotation, biological process: protein deubiquitination. NCBI's taxonomy places the organism in Eukaryota, Metazoa, Chordata, Actinopteri, Toxotidae. The record is from RefSeq and is a predicted model, not a curated record. Gene Ontology annotation, molecular function: cysteine-type deubiquitinase activity. Gene Ontology annotation, cellular component: cytoplasm.
GGAGAGAGGUAGACUUUCAGUUCUAGCCUACACACACACAGUGAAACAGUAGACGUCCCCUUAUGCAUUUUUAACAGCUCAGCAGGUGAUGGGAACAGUUUGGUUGGGACAGUUUGUCCACAGAUAGAGUGACCAAGUGAUCAGGUGAGUCCAGACUGCUCUGUUUAUUUGCUAAUGCUUCAUUGUUUUCUAGGAAUUAUCUGGGAACUAACUUUGUUUGCAUAAUUUUACCCUGUUACCUGCACUGAACCUGAGUGAGAGUGUAGAUUUGGUGUGGAUGAGAUCACAGAACAUACCUUGGUUGUGAGAUUUGCAUGUUCCAUUUUACGGUUUAUAUAAUUGCCUCUUUUAAGUAAAUUCAGGCUAGUUUUACGGCUUAAUCAAAUGACUCGAUUAAAAAUUAAAUUCUCUUUGUAACUAUGUGCCUUUAACAUUAUAUGUUGAUAUCUGGAUUCACGGAAGUCUCCGUAAGACAGUGGCUUUACGAGGUGCUCUGCAUGCUGUAAUUACGAGAGACAGAAUUGUGUGCCAGAGUGGAUCAAGUCGAUCUAUUCAAGAUAAGGAUUUACCUUAAGGGGAUGCUCAUUCACAAAUAAAUCCUGUUCUUUUGCCCUCAGCUGUGAAUGACGUCUUUCGUCACUUUCCUGGAAAGAAAGGAUAAUACUCCAUCGUACUUCAUUCACUGAAAAAGGGCACUCUCUCUCUCUCUUUCAGAGCGUUUCUGACCACAUCCUGCUCACCGUUGACCUUGCAUGUGAAAAAAACUGUGGUGCACCUUACUCAGUCCAAGGUGCAAACCACCUGGCUUGCGUUUUUUUUUUUUGGGGGGGGGGGCUCUUGAAUCUGUCUCAGGAUCUCCUUCGGGAGACACUUGUGAGGUUUACCAAUAAUAUAGGAUGCCUGGAGCCAGUGGUGUCAACGUGGAGGGGUCUUGUGAGGCCCUGUGUCGAACCCUGGUGUCUCAGAAGGGCCUCCAGAGAGAGACGGCUGACAUCUCCCAGUCUGUCCUCUACACCUCACUGAUGGGUCUGCUCCUGGUUGCUGACAAUGAGAAAGAACAGCUCACCUUAGGAAGUGGAAGAGUUGGCCUUAGAAACAUAGGAAACACAUGUUUCCUGAAUGCAGUAGUCCAGUGUUUGUCUCACACACAUGGCCUGCGGGACUACUGCCUCCUCAAGUCCUACAGGCAUGAGAAGUUCUCCAAAGAGGAGGCUAAGCUCAUGGAAGCUUUCUCUCAGGUGCUGUCAGGCCUUUGGGAUGUAAAUGAAGGAGACACAGUUGUAAAUCCUCGACAGUUUUACAAUAUUUUCAAAGAAGCGGUGCCUCACUUCAGUGGUUACAGUCAACAGGAUGCUCAGGAGUUUCUCAGGUUCCUGUUGGACAAACUGCACACAGAAAUCAACCGCAGACCCUACGUUCGACGAACGGGGAAUGAGCUUGAACAAAAAUAUGCCAGAUUUAGACUUUCAGAAGAGGCAGUUGCCAUGUGGAAGAAGCACUUAGAGAGGGACGACAGCAGAAUAGUAGAUCUGUUCUCAGGCCAGCUGCGGAGCUCGCUGCAUUGCUCUGUGUGCUCCCACUACUCCAACACAUUCGAUGUGUUCUGUGAUCUGUCGCUGCCCAUCCCCAAGAGAAGCUCUGCAGGGGAGGUCACGCUGAGGGAGUGCCUGGACCUCUUCUCACAGGAGGAAAAACUGGACAAGGAGAAUUCACCAAUGUGUGAGAGGUGCAACAGGCGUACAGAGUGCACCAAGCGGCUGUCCAUCCAGAGGUUUCCCCAGGUUAUUGUGAUCCAUCUGAAUCGUUUCACCACAUCACGGUGGUCUAUCAGUAAAAGCACAGUGUAUGUGUCCUUCCCACUCACGAACCUGGACCUUGGACCCUAUGGACCUGUUGACUGUGGCCCAGUUCUGUAUAAUUUAUAUGCAAUAUGUAACCAUGCUGGGACGGUGAACAUGGGCCACUACACAGCCUGCUGUUCAGAUGAAAACGGCUGGUGCUUCUAUAAUGAUUCCAGUGUGACUACAGUCUCAGAGAACCAGCUUCAGACGAAUCAAGCCUAUGUGCUGUUCUACCAGCGCAGCAACAGCACUGCCACCGUCAGGAAGUAGACCUCAGACUGGUUGAAUCCGGCAGCCAAUCAGAGCAACUUUACCUCCAGUGUCCAUAGAAACAAAUAGAAGCAGCAGCGCUGUAACUCUGGCAUCCGUGAACUUCUCAAUCUCAGUGAGCAUGCCCUUAAAUAAACUCUCAGGAGGAGGAGGAGAGAGGCCAUGCCCACUUUAAGGGGGCUUGAGGAGUUGACCACCCAGCCCAAAACAUGAGGAUGCUUUUGAAGAGUCUCAGUGAGAGGGCUGAGACAGCUCAGACAAUAGCCUUAAGAAGUCUCUGUGCCCUAGUUCUCAGGCAGGCGUGAAUGAGCUGUGUAUGUGAACAUGAUGCAGAGCUCUUAAUAUAAGAUAAUGGUAAUUCAUGCUUGCUAUCAUAAACCCAAACAAAUAAAAUUGGGUGGAAUAGAAAUUAGGCAACAUUUCAUGACAGUUGUGACACAGAAAUUGUUCAAAUCGUUUUACUGUUUAAAUUUUAUGAUUUGAGUUUUCUGAAAAUAUACUUUCAUGUGUAAAUAUCUAUCCUAUGCUGUCUUAUCUUAACCUCCUUCCACAUGGACAUUUAACUCUGAAACUUGAAAACAUUAAAAUAGGAUAUAUUUUCUUGCUAAGCAAAUGAUAAUUUCCAUGUAUAUAUAUUCA